AUGCUGUCGUCUUCGAAACACCUUCUCUUCCUACCAGCACCAUUCCGUGGCCACCCGACCCCUCGUCCCCAUCGGCCUUUGACGAACCGCCUUCUUGACGACUAUUCUCUCCCUGUUACGACUGUUACGAUCCACGCCUCGCCAUCCUCGACGACGACCGCCCUCCCCGCUCCCGUCCCGGACAGCAUCACGACCCGAUAUCGACGACCCAAGUUACGCAUACCCCGCUCGCAGCUGCCGCUCUGUCUCCGAUACCCCCAUACCUAUCAAUCGCACCAGCUUUCGCGACAAGAAUCGCAGUCGGUUGCCUUCCUGAUGCGCUCGCCGACCAUGCUCGCUUCGCUGCCUCUCGGAUCCUUGCUUCUGCUGCUCUGCCACCUUCUGGCUGACCGCGCUUUGGCCGUACCCGUCCUCGAGCACCGCGGAGCCGUCGCUGCUGCCGCCCAACCGACGCCCGUACCCCGCCGCCUGCCCACCGAUCCGACCCCGGACGACAUCUUCGCCUUCUACGCCCCGCGCCACCUCGACGACGACGACGAAGGCGAUGCGUGGUACGAAUCGAUCGCCCUCGACAGGCACCGGCUCGACGACUCGUAUGCAGCACGCUCGCCGACGACGCCCUCGAAGCGGCAGGCCGACCAGCCUUCGGUCCCGCUCGCCUCGAUGGGCCCUCCGACGUUCCCCGCCGAGUUCCCCUCGUGCCCCAAAUGCGAGGCCGACUAUGGCAAGCUGAGCAGCUGCAUGGGCGCCGCCAGCGUGUUUGCCAACUCGACCAGCAUCUUCAACAACCCCAUGGCGUACAUCAACGUCAUCCGCUGCGCCUGCACCGAUACGUUCCAGUCCGUCUUUCCCCAAUGCGUCGACUGCUUCCAGCACACGAACCAGUGCUAUUACCUCGGAACAGACCCGCAGGGUACGGGCGCCGGUUCGCUGACGAGCAACAUCCGCAACAUCUGCGGCUUUGGGUCGGCGCUGCUGGGCGGCGUGGCGACGGCCAACAACAACGUGGGCACCGCGAUCCCCAGCAGUCCGGGACAGUACACCGACGUCAACACGGUUGGGCAAGGAUACAACGAUCAGUCGACCGGCGCCAUCUUCCAGUCGAAUGCCAGGAGCAGCCUCCCAGACGUCUACGGCGCAUCGUGGUACGCUGCCGUGUUUGGCAUCUCGGCGCUCGCCAUGGUCAUGGGCGGAUGGAGGACGGUGGCAGGCCUCUGA
Molecule: messenger RNA, 1218 nt
Organism: Pseudozyma flocculosa PF-1
Lineage: Eukaryota; Fungi; Basidiomycota; Ustilaginomycetes; Ustilaginales; Ustilaginaceae
Exons: 2
Coding region: 1-1218 (405 amino acids)
Source: RefSeq, a predicted model, not a curated record